UGAACAAUGAAAAAAUUUUAGGAAAUUUUUGCCAAAAAUAACGUAUUUCUCGUAACGUUUAAUCCGAAUUAAUCAAAUUAUCUUCUUCGCAAUAAAAAGUUUGAUUUAGCUAUCGCAAUCUUUUAAGAUGUCAUCAACGUCGUUAAACGAAGAAGAUCGGAAACGUUACGAGAAAUUAUUUCAGGAAUUGGACAAAAAUAAAGAUGGCAGUAUCGAGAUCUCUGAAUUAUCUCAGGCUCUCUCGCAGCUCUAUGGCGGAAAAGGUGAUUUCUCAAAACACGCUGCGGAUUUGGUUAAGAAAGCAGACAUCAACAAAGACAACAGAGUGAAUUUUUCAGAAUUUUUAGGAUUUCUUCAUGACCAUGAAAGGCAAUUAACGUUGGCAUUCUCUCAUUUAGACCGAAACAAAGAUGGAAGAAUUGAUGCAGAGGAAGUUAGGGAGGCAUUCAAGCAGAUGGAUUUGCACAUUGGCAUUGAAGAAGCUCAAAAUCUUACAAAAAAGAUUGACAAGGAUGGUAGUUUGUCUCUGGAUUGGGAGGAGUGGAGGAACUUUUUCCAGCUGAUGCCUUCUGCCAACCUAGAAGAUAUGAUUGUCUUCUGGAGGCAGUCUUUGAUGAUCGACAUAGGAGAGUCCAUGACAGUCCCGCCGGAGUUCACGAAAAAAGAAAAGUCGUCGGGUCAGUGGUGGCGGUUGCUGGUCUCCGGUGGGGUGGCUGGUCUCGUCUCGAGGACGGCCACUGCACCUUUAGACAGAGUUAAAGUUUUUUACAUGGUGCAUGGCAAGAAAGUUGCAAACAGUGGAUUGUUGAAUGUGGUGAGGCAGAUGAUAAGAGAAGGGGGCGUGAGGUCAUUGUGGAGAGGAAAUGGGACGAAUGUCAUCAAGAUUGCCCCCGACACUGCCCUCAAGUUCUUCGCGUACGAACACAUGAAGAAGUUGAUAUGCGGUGAUGAUGGUAGUGGCAGUAGUAAACAGCAGAUAACGGUUAAAGAUAGAUUCCUGGCUGGCUCAUCAGCUGGGGCUUUCUCACAGACUACUAUAUACCCCAUGGAAGUCAUCAAGACUCGCUUGGCCAUUGGCAAAUCGGGCCAAUACAAUGGCAUGCUGGAUUGCGCGCGUAAGAUAUACAAGCACGAAGGCUUGAAGGCUUUCUACAGGGGAUUCAUUCCGAAUUUGGUCGGUAUUAUACCGUACGCUGGUAUUGACCUGGCAACUUAUGAGACGUUAAAAACUUUCUACAUGGCCCGAAACCCCGACAAGUCUGCACCUGGAGUUUUAGUGUUACUGGGCUGUGGCACAAUGAGCAGCUCACUUGGACAGAUCUUCACUUACCCUCUCUCACUAGUUAGGACCAAGAUGCAAUCCGGAUUGGGGGCCGACGGAAAGAAUGACGUCGUAUCGAUCUCCCGGCAGAUAAUGGAGAAGGAGGGACUGUUAGGGUUCUACAGGGGUCUGGCUCCCAACUUUCUGAAAGUUCUACCUGCUGUUGGGAUCAGCUACGUUGUCUACGAACACACCAAGUCUUACCUCAUGAAAUGAUGAUGAUGAUGGUGAUGAUGAUGGUGAUGAUGAUGGUGGUGGUGGGAAAUAAAUUUGCCAUUUUUGUUUUACGUUAGUUAGAUAGUUUGGCUGAUUUCAAUGAUUGUUGUGUUGGUGAUUGUAAUGGUAAUGAUGAUUGUGUCGGUGUGGAUUUUUGUGGCGAUAAAGUUUGGUGGCGAGAUGACAUUGUCUACAGGAAUUAAGAUAAACUUUAUUUCAUUUUCUACGAAUCUUAAGUUUUUUCUCCAUUCUUUUAUUAUUUUAUUUUGUUUGAAUGUUUUCUUAGCUAGCCCAAUUAAGCACAGUUGUGAAAUGACAUCUAGCUUUUUCGUUUGCUAUGUGCGCGUGUGCAUGCUUGUAUGUGUGUGUGUGUCUGUAUGUUUGUACUAAAUGUAUGUACACACACACGCACGCACACACACACGCAUACAAAGCAACAUAAGCGCAUAUGUUUAUGUGUAUAUUUAUUUAUAAUACCGGUAUAUACAUCUUUUUUGCUGCCUGGUAUAUACAACAGCGUGAAAGUGUCUUACAUAAAGUGUGUGGGAUCAAAAAUCAAAUGAAUUUAUAUUCAAUUUUUUUUAGUUAGUGUUCUCCCAAAUUUCGUCCCAUCUUUAAAUGGCUUAUUCUUUUGUUUUAUUUCGGUUGUUUUUUCUUUAUUUUAUGGGUUAAAUUAUAUUUUAAGAUUUAUUUGUUAGUUUAAUGUUGAAGCUUUUUAAAGCAUACAUACCAGUGAACUGUGUUGAGUACAUUUUAUGAUAUUACUUUUGCUUCAGCUCUUUAUAUUUAUUUAUUUAUUAAUUUAUUUAUUAAUUUACUUAUUUAUUUAUUUAUACCUUCUUCUUUUCAAUCAUUCAUUCAAUCAAUCAUGGUUUUAAUCAAUUAUUCAUUUGUUCGUUCAUUCAUUUGUUGUUUAUUUGAUCGUUCUUCACUUCUGUCUAUCCAGUUGUUCAUCCAUUUUUUACUUCAUUCAUUCGUUCGUUUGUUCAUUCAUUCAUUCGUUUAUUCAUUUAUUCGUUCGUUCCAUUCAUUCAUUCAUUCUUUUAUUUGUUCGUUCACUCAAUUUUUUUUUCAAAUUUUUUAAUCUUUCUAUAUAUGCCUGUCGCUUUUCUAACAUUAAUCAUAAAAUUAUGCAGUUAUCUUAACAUAA
Helobdella robusta is the source of this 2687-nucleotide messenger RNA. RefSeq lists its product as hypothetical. NCBI's taxonomy places the organism in Eukaryota, Metazoa, Annelida, Clitellata, Rhynchobdellida, Glossiphoniidae. The transcript has 10 exons. The record is from RefSeq and is a predicted model, not a curated record. Gene Ontology annotation, molecular function: ATP transmembrane transporter activity; calcium ion binding. The coding region runs from base 128 to 1537 and encodes 469 amino acids. Gene Ontology annotation, biological process: transmembrane transport.